AUGUUUUUCCUCACAAUUAUAGCUUCAAUCUUUUUGUUUUUCCAUCUAGUCAAAGCAUCAUACCAUCUUAAGAAAAGUUUCACAAAAAAUGGAGCAUUUUUCGAAAAUUUUGAAUUUUUUACGGGGGCCGACCCAACAAAGGGAUAUGUCAACUACAUGGGCCGUGAAGCGGCAACUGAAGCUGGGCUGGCCAAAACUCUUGCCAACGGUACUGUAUAUCUAGGCGUUGAUUCUCACACAAUAAUGAAAAGUUCGGGUCGACCUAGUGUCCGCCUGACUAGUAAUGACAGCUUCAAAUAUGGCUUGCUUAUGUUAGAUCUUAUUCAUAUGCCUGAUAGUGUAUGUGGUACAUGGCCCGCUUUUUGGCUUCUCGGAAGCGACUGGCCAACAAACGGAGAGAUUGACAUAAUUGAAGGGGUUAAUAUAGAUAGUAACAACACUAUGACUCUCCAUACAUCUUCGAAUUGUCAGAUGACCCAAUCCGAUUUCUCGGGGACGAUGGUGACUUCAAACUGCAACGUCGCAGCUGCGGGACAGCCUGCUAAUGCAGGGUGCAGUAUUAUUUCUGACUCGAAUGUGUCUUAUGGGACAAAAUUCAAUCAACAGGGAGGGGGAAUAUAUGCCAUGGAAUGGACGGACUCAGAAAUCAAUAUAUGGCUUUUCACACGCAAUGGCAAUCUCUUUCCGGAUAUGUCGUGUGAUAAUAUGGAUCCUACAUUCUGGGGAAAGCCUACAGCCCAGUUCAAAGGAGAUUGUAAUUUUAAUGACUAUCUUGGACCGCAAGCUGUGGUAUUUGAUACCACCUUUUGUGGAGAUUGGGCGGGUUCUGUCUGGAAAGCUAGUAGCUGUGCUGAAUUGGCUAGUAGUUGUGAGCAGUUCGUUGCGGAAAAUCCAUCAGCUUUUGCCAACACGUAUUGGCAAAUUAAAACACUUAAUCUAUACCAAUAA
This is a messenger RNA of Talaromyces stipitatus ATCC 10500, 948 nucleotides long. RefSeq lists its product as uncharacterized. Gene Ontology annotation, molecular function: hydrolase activity, hydrolyzing O-glycosyl compounds. Gene Ontology annotation, biological process: glucan catabolic process. The record is from RefSeq and is a predicted model, not a curated record. Bases 1 to 948 code for a protein of 315 amino acids. The transcript is spliced from 4 exons. Lineage: Eukaryota; Fungi; Ascomycota; Eurotiomycetes; Eurotiales; Trichocomaceae.